GUGUUUUCUCGUCUCUCAACCAUGCAUGCUAUCACACACACAAAUUUACGACCAUGACCACACAACAGCAACAACAGCAACAACAACACCGGCGUAGAGUAAUCACUGAAGAAGAGUACACAUCCACAUUAUCAAAGAUAAUCCAACGUGAUUAUUUCAGCGACCUUCCCGAGUUGCAGAAAAAGGCAGCCGUUCUGAAUGGAAGCUUCAUUGCCGCUGCCGAUGGUAGCGACGAGUUGCAACGGGGUGAAGACGGUUUACCCAUCAACGAAAUCGCAUGUGGUAGCACUACGCAACCUUCAAAAAGGCAGACUGUCACAGAAUUUCAUAAUCGCGUAACCAGUGAAGACAAUGCCGAAUUUGAGCGCAAUCAAAAAGAAGAAAUCAAGGCUUACCGAGAAAAACUAGAAGAACUGUUUCGACCAAACCAAUUCUUGCUUUUGGAAGGAAGCAGUAACGACGGUGUAGACGACAAUCAGAAGCUGCUUCCUCCCCCACCUGGAUCUUUAGCUUUGUCUGACGAGACCAAGCAGCACCCGCUAUCAAACAAUGGUCUCUUUGGAUUACCAGCUCCUACAUUUAGUUCUGGAAACGCUACAAUGAGAAGUGGAAAUAGCUUGCCAAUUUGCUCCGACGAGCAAGAGAGCCGCCAGUUGAUGCCACCUCCACCCAAGAAACAAAAGGUUCAUUCUGCAGUUGUCGAUGUUUCCAAUAAGGAAAAGAGAAUUGUGCCGUCGCAAACGAGGUUUGCUCCUGUAACAACCAGCAUACAAAGGCAAUCAACAAAUCCCUUCCGUUCGUCUGUGCUUUCUAGAAGAAGGCAGUCGCUGGAAUCUGAUUCAGCCUACUCGACCGAUGCAAGCACCGAUAUCGAUUCUGAAAGUGUCAGCAUUGCAGCGGGACGGAAACAGCAUCUAAUGCGGAAAAGGAGGGAAGCUCACACUCUUGUGAACACGACACCACUUCUCACACCAGGGACAAUAACUCAGUCAGACGACGUUGGAAAAUCUGAUCGAGGCAAACACUUUCGAAUCAUCACGUUUGGUACAGUGGCGGGUGAACCUGUCGAGGUUCAGUCUUUGGAAAGAAGCAAUGCCAUGUCAACAGAACCUGCGUCUGGCUUUGUUUUUGCGAAGUAUGACGGAGCUAGGGCAGACGAAGCACAGAGAUUGAUGGAGCACAGAAUUGCGAGAGGUAAAGUGGGAAGCGCCGACUCUGUUACAUCCAGCUCCAGCUCUACGAGAGUAAGCAGAAGUAGCAGUCGCAAAUCAAAGGGGAGCUCGCAUCGGAAACGAAUGGCUACAUCUCACCUGUCUAGCCGAGGAAAGCGCGAUCUUUCUUCUUUCAGCCCAGCUGCUGUAUCUUUGCUUUCCCGAACGUCAAAGGGCCGCAUCAAGACUCGAACGACUUGGUGAUGGCAACUAUUCUUCUACUUCAACAAUGACACGGCACUGCUUUCCGCUUUAGUUUGUCUUUGUCUUAAUCUGGUUUCAAUCAUGUCCUCGUGCAAAUU
This is a messenger RNA of Seminavis robusta, 1513 nucleotides long. NCBI's taxonomy places the organism in Eukaryota, Bacillariophyta, Bacillariophyceae, Naviculales, Naviculaceae. The record is from the annotation of a GenBank genome assembly.